AUGGAGAAGACGGCGAAUCGGAUGUAUGGAAGCCUACUGUCACCGGGACUGAUCGGUUCCUUUGGAGGCUUUAUGCCCGCACCGCCUCCACCACCGUCGAACAUCUACGAUCUGACGGCAUUUCAACAACAGCAACAGCAGCAUCAGCAGCAACGCCUUCUACAACAACAACAACAACAGCAGCAGCAGCAGCACCAGCAGCGACAACAACGACCCUCUUCCAAUUCGGCCACCUCCACCUCUUCUACUUCAGGCUCCUCUGCCACGCCUUCCACAACUUCGGCGUCCGGCAGCGGCAGUGGUGCUGGCGUCGGCAGUGUCGAUGCUUGGUCCCCCUCCUCCACCUCUUCCGCCUCCGCUCUUCAUUCCGAACUAUUUAAUGCUGCCAGUAAUUUUUGUUUGAAGUCAUGA
Echinococcus granulosus is the source of this 411-nucleotide messenger RNA. RefSeq lists its product as hypothetical. The transcript has 2 exons. The record is from RefSeq and is a predicted model, not a curated record. Lineage: Eukaryota; Metazoa; Platyhelminthes; Cestoda; Cyclophyllidea; Taeniidae. Bases 1 to 411 code for a protein of 136 amino acids.